CCAGAUAAAUUGCUUUCAUCAUCUUGGAUACAAUACCCCGUUUCCUGGAACUAAACAAAGCAAUGGAUCCAUUGACAGCACUUUUGCAGCAAUGGUGGCUAGAGCUCCAGUCUACAACUUUCUUCAAACCCAUCAUUUUCUUUCCUCUUCUCAUCUUCUUCUCUGUGUAUUUAUACAAGCUUAUUAUUACAGGUCCAAAACUCAAUCUUCCUCCUUCCCCUCCAAAGCUACCAAUAAUAGGAAAUAUUCACCAACUUAGUACACAACUCCAUAGAUCUUUCCAGGAUCUCUCUGAGAAAUAUGGCCCUCUAAUUCUCCUCCAUUUGGGUCGCUCCCCAAUACUGAUCGUUUCUUCAGCAGACAUAGCAAAAGAGAUAUUGAAAUCCCAUGACUCUGUUUUCCUAAAUAGGCCUAGAGUCAGGGCAGCAGAUGUUCUCCUCUAUGGAUGCACAGAUGUUGCAUUUUGUCCCUACGGUGAAUACUGGAGACAAACCAAGAGAAUCCAUGUUCUUGAACUUUUGAGCCUCAAAAGGGUGCAAGGUUUUCAGUUUGUUAGGCAAGAAGAAGUUGCAGAGAUGGUUGAAAAGAUCCGUUAUAGGUGUGAAGAUGGAGGUGAAGUUGAUCUUAGUGAGAUGCUUACAACCAUAUCAAACAGCAUAGCUUCACGAUGUGCACUUGGAAGAAAAUAUGAAGGAGAAGAUGGCGAUGAGAGUUUCGGAGCUCUUUCGAAGAAGGCAUUGGAACUCACUGGGGCAUUUAACUUUCGAGAUUCUCUUCCUUUUCUGAAAUUUAUGGAUGGUCUUACAGGAUUUGAUGCGAAAUUGAAAAAGACUGCAAAGGCAUUCCAUGAUCUACUUGAUCAAGUAAUAGAUGAACACCAGAAAAGUAACAAUUAUGAUCAACAACAGUCGGAUAAUAAGAAAGACUUUGUGGAUAUUCUUCUCCAUCUUCAAAAGGGUGGUGAGCUUGGCAUCAAUCUCACUCGAGAAAACCUCGUGGCAAUCCUACUGGAUACGUUUAUUGGUGGAGCUGAUACAACUGCAGCAACAAUGGAAUGGGCAAUGUCGGAGCUUGUAAAAAACCCUAGAGUAAUGAAGAAAGCCCAAGAAGAAGUAAGAGGAGUGGUGGGGAACAAAACAAAUGUAGAUGAAUCUGACAUUGAUGAAAUGGAGUAUUUGAAAUGUGUUGUUAAGGAGACCUUGAGAUUACAUGCACCUGUUAUGGUUCCUAGAGAGUCAACAAGUAGUGUCUAUAGUAAAUUAGAAGGUUAUGAUAUUCCGCCCAAAACAAAAGUUUUGAUCAAUGCAUGGGCAAUUCAAAGAGACCCCAAAUUGUGGGAAAAUCCUGAAGAGUUUGUACCAGAGAGAUUCAUCGACAACCCGGUUGAUUUUAAAGGCCACCACAACCAAUUCAUUCCAUUUGGUGCUGGAAGGAGAGGCUGCCCUGGGAUGUCAUUUGCUGUUAUAGAGACUGAAUAUGUUUUAGCCAAUUUACUCUACUGGUUUGAUUGGAAGUUGCCUAAUGGUGCAACCGUGGAGGAUUUCGACAUGUCUGAUGUUUUCGGGCUUGUAAUUCAUAAGAAAAUACCUCUUCGUCUGGUACCAGUACUUCAUUAACCAUGUUAAUCUUUAUUCAGAAGUAUGUAGUUUUUUCAUGUAAAACAUUUAAUGCUUUUCAUGUGUUUGUUUGGGAGAGUGAAGGAACAGUUGGGAGGAAUUUCACAUUACU
This is a messenger RNA of Ziziphus jujuba (common jujube), 1728 nucleotides long. Its product is annotated as cytochrome P450 71A1. NCBI's taxonomy places the organism in Eukaryota, Viridiplantae, Streptophyta, Magnoliopsida, Rosales, Rhamnaceae. Gene Ontology annotation, molecular function: heme binding; iron ion binding; monooxygenase activity. Bases 63 to 1616 code for a protein of 517 amino acids. The transcript is spliced from 2 exons. The record is from RefSeq and is a predicted model, not a curated record.